UUCUCAACAUUACGGUUUUGUUCGGCGGACGAUGGGUGGGCGUUUUGGUUGUCUGCCUUGCGAGCAUUUUUCGGAUAUUAUUUAUUUCAUUUCACAUUAUUAAGGUCAUAACCAUUUCUGAAGAAAAGAGGACCUUAUCUUUAGAUUCCAGUGCCUUGUGUUUUGUUUACUCAUUUCAAUUUUUACUUCUAAAAAUGAAACCAGGAUUUUAUUCUGUUGAGUUGAAUAAAACUAGAUGGGAAAUUCCCUUACGAUACAAGGAACUCACCCCAGUUGGAACGGGUGCCUAUGGACAAGUAUGCGGUGCGCUGGACACCCUCACCAACACCAAGGUGGCCAUCAAGAAGCUGGCGCGUCCGUUCGACACGGUGGUGCACGGCAAGCGGACGUACCGUGAGCUGCGGCUGCUGCGACACAUGAAACACGACAAUGUCAUCGGUCUGCUCGACUGCUUCCAUCCAAACACAUCAUACGAGACAUUCAAGGACGUGUACUUUGUCACCGACCUGAUGGGCGCCGACCUGAACAACAUCCUCAAGACGCAGUCGCUCACCGACGAGCACGUGCAGUUCCUGGUGUACCAGAUCCUGCGCGGGCUCAAGUACAUCCACUCGGCGGGGAUCAUCCACCGGGACCUGAAACCGAGUAACCUGGCAGUAAACGAGGACUGCGAGCUCAAGAUCCUGGACUUUGGCCUGGCGCGGCCCACCGAGCACGAGAUGACCGGCUACGUGGCGACGCGCUGGUACCGCGCGCCCGAGAUUAUGCUCAACUGGAUGCACUACAACCAGACCGUGGACAUCUGGUCGGUGGGCUGUAUCAUGGCCGAGCUGCUCACCAGGAAGACCCUGUUCCCGGGCACGGACCAUAUCCACCAACUAAACAUAAUCAUCGAGCUCCAGGGCUCACCUAGCGACGAUUUCCUGAAGAAAAUCUCCAGCGAGUCUGCUCGCGCCUACAUCCGCUCCCUGCCGCCGAUGAAGGCAAAGGACUUCAAGCAGUUCUUCCGUGGGGCGAACCCCCUGGCGAUCGACCUGUUGGAGAAGAUGCUGCAGCUGGACGCCGACCUGCGGCCGACGGCCGAGGAGGCGCUGGCACACCCGUACCUGUCUCAGUACUCGGACCCCACCGACGAGCCCACGUCGCCGCUCUUCGAUGAGGGCUUCGAGAUGGUGCAGCUGCCCACCGAGCACUGGCGCCAACUGGUGUAUGAUGAGAUUGAGGACUGGGGGAAGAAGCAACAGGCGGCCAAGUGAGCCGCGGCCGGGCCGGCUGAUGGCGUCUGAGGAGGCCGCUGCCGCCAGGGGAGGGCCGCCAGCCCGCCGGCUGCCGUGAGGGGACUGUCAGCUCACCGACUGCCGUCACGCUGCGCGCCGUUCGGCGGCGGACAGUAAUUGAGCGGCCGACUGUGUCCGGCUCUCCGGAGCCCAGCCGCUGCCGCCACGUGCCAUUGGUGCUCAUGUAGCCGACUGCCGGCCGGUUUUCUGUGAGCGGCGUUGCCCGCCGCGCCGCGAUACCGAGAUGUGGAGAGUGCCGGAGAGUCCCCGCGGCGCCGGCCACCGCGCGCCGCCCGGAGACAGUGAUAGCGGUAAGGUGGGGAGUGUGGCUCCCAGCGCGUGCUGAGACCGGUGCUCCGACUGUGAGAGACGUGCCUGCUAGUGUGUGUGUUCGGGGCGCGUCUGUGCCCGGCGCCGAUAGUCUGCCGAUAACUGGACGGUGACGCCGGUUCUCGACAGGCUAGUUCGGACUGCUCGCGGGCCGUGCAGGUGGCGUUACCGUCUCUGCGAAAGGGCGUAGAUGAUGAUGUGCCCGUCUGCUCCGCCGCCCCCGACUACCCAACCCCGCCAGUUACCGAUAACCAGCCCCUGGUGCCAAUCAACGAGGCACGCGCGUUAUUGCCACCUAAUCCUUCCGCCACGGAUCCUACCGCCUCGAUAUUUUCGGCUUUUACUUUACUGUUGCCGAUUUUCUUCCUGACCUUGCUUUGUAAACUGGCAGAAUGCGGCCUUUGCCCGACUUUAGAAUGCCCCUUUUGGGAAUCUGCUUAUUGCAUAUAUCAAUUGUUGGUUGAAUUGUUGAUUUAUUUGUAUAUAUUUACUAAUAAUUAUUUUUGAACGACUGUAAUUUGGGCGGCUUUGCCCUGCUGCAAUGCGUGUUUUUCAGCACCCGAAAUUGUAGCCUGCCUUUGGACAGCAGUGAAUAUCACUGGCACGUGAGUCGGUGCGUCACUCGUGAUGAAAUAAAUACGCACAUUUGUAA
Molecule: messenger RNA, 2259 nt
Organism: Amphibalanus amphitrite
Lineage: Eukaryota; Metazoa; Arthropoda; Thecostraca; Balanomorpha; Balanidae
Product: mitogen-activated protein kinase p38b-like
Exons: 10
Coding region: 195-1256 (353 amino acids)
Biological process (GO): protein phosphorylation; intracellular signal transduction
Cellular component (GO): nucleus; cytoplasm
Molecular function (GO): MAP kinase activity; ATP binding
Source: RefSeq, a predicted model, not a curated record